AUGGACGACAUACUCGAACGUGGCGACAUGAUCUGCAUCGAUUCGUCACCCGUCGCAAAGGCUACAAGUCGUUGCGCAGUCGCACGGAUGCGAACAAGUCGCGUAUCUCGUGCCGAAAAGGCGUACGAAGUACAAAAGACAAUUCAUGUCAGGAAACAUCAUGCAGGCCCACUUACUCCCUCAUCGUCAGAAAAGAACGCGUGGGCCAUAGUACAGCGUAUGGAGGGAUCGUGUCCGCCGUACAACGACCACGGGCGGUUCAUCCACGAUCCAUAUAACAACAACAAAGUCUACAUGGUCGGUGGCGACAGGCCAGGAGAGUCUGAAGCCUCGCCAGACUUGUAUUGCUGUGAUUUGGGCACAAUGAAGUGGAAGAAUAUGACAGAUUCAUUGACAUUUCGGAAUCCUUAUCAACCAUUCUGCGAAGAAGAAGCGAAGCGCUCCACACGACGGAUUCCCUGCCUUGGACGCUUCGGUUGUGCAUUCAUUCGCCUCCAUGACAUCAGUUUCAUCUUUAUCUUCGGGGGAUUCGACGAAGACCAGAAUGAGGCUAGCUCACGAACGGUUGUUAUCAACCUCAAAUGUAACGAAUGGUUCUACUUGCAGCUUCAAGGUGGUUCUGUUAUUGGACGUAUCCGUCCUGCUGUUGUUGCAAUCAACACAAAAGUCUUCAUUUUUGGAGGCUACACAAGAUUCGACGAAACAGAUCCUGGUCCUCACAAUUCCUACUCCGUCGCAGAGUACUUCCCUGGCGAGCACGUUUGGCGCUGGGUUGUCCAAGAUGCCGUCUACUCCAACUUGAUACCCCGAAAUCACGCGUUUGAUCAAGCGAUUCCAGUAUACAACGGCACGAGAAUUUUAUUGACACCUGGUCGGUUCGCGGAUAGAAAGCAUAUUCAAUUCUCGGAACACAACCUUUUCUUCUUUCAUGUCGCACAAAAUCGGUUUCAGACAGUUGAUGUCACCGGCGAUUUUCCACGAGACGUGUUGUGGUACACCUGCUUCCCGAACGAUUCACGCAUCGUCCCACUUUCAGCCACUCCGAAACCCCCAGAACGCAAGGCUCGUGGUAGGCCGCGCAAGGAAAAGACCCACGUGUCUGCAUCGACCCCUCCGACUCUGUCUUCCAACUCCUCCCUCUCAACAUCGUCCACUUCAGCGCCAUGUAUCACCAUAUGUGGAUGGGUGCCCUGGGGGAAGGAAGAGGCUGCCCCGGAGUUGUGGAAUCUCUUCCUCACACCUACCGAACGAAUCGACUGUCUCAACAUCAGCAAGAAAGUGUAUGAUCUUGAUCAUGACUUUCAGGAUGCCAUCAUGACUGGCGGGAAGAUGAUGCUUCUGGGAUACGACCCUCCUGAAGACGUGAAGAUGGAAGAUGCGGACCAGGAGGAUGGCGUCGACGCGAAUGCGGUCUGGAAUAUUUAUAUCGAGGUUCCGUUCUCCAAGUAA
Cyclocybe aegerita is the source of this 1449-nucleotide messenger RNA. The record is from the annotation of a GenBank genome assembly. Lineage: Eukaryota; Fungi; Basidiomycota; Agaricomycetes; Agaricales; Hemipholiotaceae.